AUGGUGAAUCAAGAAAGAAAUACAGAGGCCACCGAUGAUGCAAUGUCAUCGUCUUUGGACAACAAUCUCUCUCUCCCCAUGGACAUCAUCUUCGACAUUCUCAAUCGUCUCCGUGUCAAAUCUCUCCUUCGAUUUAGGUGCGUAUGCAAAACCUUCCGCCAACUCAUCUCUAACCCUACCUUCAUCUCCUCCCACCUCCUCCACCAUCGCACCCCCACCACCACCGCCAUCGCAACCAUUUUCACCUUCAAACACCGCACCGCCACCUCCCUCUCUCUGUUACAAUCACCCUCAUCGUCUCAAAACCCUAUCAAUCUGGUGACUCCUGAUGUUCAUUUUCAUGAAGAUUUGGGAUUGGAUAGCUUAGACAAUAUGCAGAUUGUAAUGGCUCUAGAAGAGGAGUUCAAGCUAGAAAUUCCAAAUAAAGAAGCUGAUAAGAUUGGCUCAUGUUUUCUUGCAAUUGAGUAA
This is a messenger RNA of Camellia sinensis, 468 nucleotides long. Lineage: Eukaryota; Viridiplantae; Streptophyta; Magnoliopsida; Ericales; Theaceae. The record is from RefSeq and is a predicted model, not a curated record.